CYGGGUAGGUGUUUUAAGACGGAUCGUUUUCGCGGGCAGGGCUCUCUCUGUACGCAUGAAGUGGAGAACUUGGUUCUAGGGCAACCAGCGUGUCUUCUCCAUAACGGAGCUCUCUAUUUCAACAGUUUUUUCCCAAGUGGAUUUAUAUUUUUGUUCACUAUGGCUGUUACCGAGGCUCCAUGCGACUUGUCUUAUUGCAAGAUGAGGGGAAUUGUGUCAGUUCUCACUGCUUUUAUCAAGGAGAGGAAAAUGGGUCUGAAUGACUUAAUCUCGAAGCUGGUGUCAAACCCACAUACCUGUCAUCACUCUGAAGUUGACUUCCUCAAGAUCGAUGAGAACCAGAAUGAAGAGCUGGAUGAUGAUGAUGAUGAACUUCUGAAUCCGAUGUGCCUGACGUUCCCCAGAAGCUCUCUAGCUGAGGAGUUGGCGAUCAAACCAAGUGAUUUUGACUACCUGAAAAUCAUUGGCAAAGGGAGCUUUGGGAAAGUCCUGCUGGCUCGUCACCGGGACAGCAACGAGUAUUACGCCGUCAAGGUUCUACAGAAGAAAAUCAUCUUGAAGAAGAAAGAGCAAAAGCAUAUCAUGGCGGAGCGAAGUGUCCUGAUGAAGAAUAUCAAACAUCCUUUCCUGGUGGGGCUGCACUAUUCCUUCCAGACUACUGACAAACUCUACUUUGUCCUCGACUACGUGAAUGGAGGAGAGUUGUUCUACCAUCUACAGAGAGAGAGGGUGUUCCUAGAACCCAGAGCCAGGUUCUACGCUGCAGAGAUCGCCAGUGCUCUGGGAUACCUCCACUCCUUGCAUAUUGUUUACAGAGAUCUGAAGCCUGAGAAUAUCCUGCUAGCCUCUACGGGACACAUUGUCCUGACAGACUUUGGCCUCUGCAAAGAGGGCCUGGCACCCACUGGAACCACCACCACCUUCUGUGGAACGCCAGAGUACCUGGCCCCCGAGGUGCUGCAGAAGCAGGCGUACGACCGCACAGUGGACUGGUGGUGCCUGGGAUCGGUGCUGUACGAGAUGCUCUACGGACUGCCACCCUUCUACAGUCGUAACACAGCUGAGAUGUACAACAAUAUCCUGAACAAGCCUCUCGUACUGAAGCCCAACGUGUCCAACGCAGGAAGAGAACUGUUGGAGGGGCUCCUGCAAAAGGACCGCACCAAGAGGCUGGGAGUGAAAGAUGAUUUUAUGGAGCUGAAGUGCCACACCUUCUUCUCACCCAUCAACUGGGAUGACCUGAUGGCCAGGAAGAUCACACCACCCUACAUUCCCUCUGUGAGCGGGCCCACGGAUCUCAGGCACUUUGACCCAGAGUUCACCCACCUCCCUGUGACCUCGUCGCUGUGCAACACGGACGGCCUGCUGGUGACCAGUAGCAUCAAGGAGGCAGCUGGAGCCUUCCCAGGCUUCUCCUAUGGACCCACUGAUGGCUUCAUGUGAGGGACUCUAUUCUCAUCACCUCUAUUGAUGAUGAGAGGGGGAUGGGAACAAAUAGAGACACAGGCAGAGACAUGCACCAUGUACUGUAUGAGUGGUGUGGGAGGUGUUCAUGGUCUGUUAAGAAGGCUCCUGAACAUGCCUGAGAGGAAAACAAGGGGGGUCUAGAACUCCAGAUCUCCUGGGAUUGUUGCAUGUACAUCGCAUGGGACUCCAAUCUUCAAUACCAAUGACCCUACUUACCUGAUGCAAAGUGUGCCAAGGUGGGAUGUUGUUUUGUACUACAGGGAGAAAGGACGUUUCUCUCUAAUCGCUGUGGACCACGACCGCUGUCGGAAAGAGGAGUGAAGUGGCUGAAGUUUCACGGCAGCGGAAACCCGAGAGCAGUACUGCGCCGACGCGGCUAGGCUACAUCAAACACAGACUGUAGAGGUCCCUGCCUUCCUGAUCAUUCUGUAUAUAUAUUGAAGACUUACAUGUCACAAUGCAUUUGUUGUCAAUUGUUAUGUGAAUGCUGGAUUGCACUUGAGGCAUUGAGGGUGAUUGCAUUGUUUAAGCAUCCACUCUGUCUCAUGUUCAGCUGCAUAUCUGUUCACCCUCAAAAUCAUACUAUUAAUCUGUUCACCCUCAAAAUCAUACUAUUAAUCUGUUCACCCUCAAAAUCAUACUAUUGAUCUGUUCACC
Salvelinus sp. IW2-2015 is the source of this 2124-nucleotide messenger RNA. RefSeq names its product serine/threonine-protein kinase Sgk1-like. The record is from RefSeq and is a predicted model, not a curated record. Gene Ontology annotation, biological process: protein phosphorylation. Gene Ontology annotation, cellular component: cytoplasm; nucleus. Gene Ontology annotation, molecular function: protein serine/threonine kinase activity; ATP binding. Lineage: Eukaryota; Metazoa; Chordata; Actinopteri; Salmoniformes; Salmonidae.